AUGAGUGGCACUAGUAAAGCCAGUGGCAGCUCUAUCGAUGUGCUCAUUCGUGUGCGCCCAAUGCGAGCGGAGUUGCAGGAGGUGAAGACAGCCUGGGAUAUUAGUACCUCCACACUGCGAGAGAAGGGCAAUCCGGAUAAUCUCUUUACCUUUGAUCAUGUCUACGGCACCGACGCCGCAACGCAAUCGUUGUAUGAGCGUAGCGUGCGCAACAGUAUCGUCACUAACGUUGUCAAGGGGUACAAUGGAACCGUGCUUGUGUAUGGCCAAACAGGUAGCGGCAAGACCUACACCAUGCUGGGUGGUAGUAUGGUCGGUGACUACAACGCACCGGUAGGGAUUGCCGCACUUGCAGUGCGUGAUCUCUUUUCGGAUAUUGAGGAGGAGGUGCAACGAAAUCCGUCCAUGCAGGUGGAUGUGUAUGUGUCCUUAAUUGAGAUUUAUAAUGAGCAGCUGCGAGACCUUUUGAUUGCACCAGGAGCGCCAACGGCAUCCUUGUCCAUACGCGAGAAUGAGCAUGGCGUGUACGUGCACAACGCCGUAAAACGCCAGGUUGCGAGUGCACGGGAAUGCACGCAGGUGAUCCACGCUCAUGUGGCGGGUCGCGUAUCCGCUUCCACUGGCAUGAAUGAAUUGUCGAGUCGCUCACACUGUGUGAUUCGUAUACUUGUGGAGAGGAACCUUCCGGUUGGAGACGCCAGCGAUGCCUCCUCCACGAGCAGCGAGGAGAACGGGGAAAGGGAUGAAUGCAUGCGACGGAAGAUUGUUUCCACGCUUAAUCUCGUCGACCUGGCUGGGUCUGAGCGAGUCGCCAAAACCGGGUCCACGGGGGUGCGGAAGGUGGAGGGCGGUCACAUCAACAAGUCCCUCACAAUUCUCACGACGGUCAUCAGCCGUCUGACGGAAACAAACAGCGGCCAGGGCGUUGUCGGUAACAAAAACACCAGCAGUGGGGUGGCCUCAACGUUUGUCCCUUACCGGGAUUCUCGACUCACACACCUGCUGAAAACGGCGAUUGGUGGCAACUCCCUGACGGCUGUUUUCUGCUGCAUCACACCGGCGGCGCAACACGUGGAUGAGUCGCGCAGCACGUUGCAGUUUGCAGCGCGUGCCAAGGCGAUCAAGAACAGAGUCUCCGUGAAUGAGGUGUCCGAUGUCAAAACGAGUCUGCAAAUGGUGAAGGUGGAACUACGACGCUACAAGCGCAUGAUGCUGGCGACGACCCUUUACUUGUGGAGCAAAAACGUGCGCAUUAAACGGCUGCAAGAGAAAUUAGAUGAAUUCCUCCAUCUUGGGGUGGCUCCUUCUCCUUCUCCUCCUGUAGCAGCUGCUGUUGUUCCUUACUCGACACGGAUGGCACCAAAUGAACAGCAGCGCAUCAUCAUUGAACAACUCACACGGCAAAACGAACUGCUUCAGCAGGAACUUGUUGAGGCGCUUGAACGCCAGUUAGCGCUCGGGAACAAUCCCCAGGCGGAUGCACAUACUGCCACCACCAUAGGACUCGCCGACGAUAGCGAGAAGCAGCAGCUCCGCGCGGACGUGCGUGACUUGGAGCAGAUGCUGAAGGAGACGCUUGAUGAGAAGAGCGCCAUUCAGGUGUCUAUGGAUAAAUUGGAAAAAUUCUGCAAGGAACUUGAAGAGGAAAACGCGGCGCAGGCGUCCGUUAACAAGAGACUUCAGACGACAUGUCAGGAGCUGCAUAUCCUCAUAGACGCCAAAGAAAGCGCAGAACACGCUGGCAAGGAUCAGCUGGUGCUGCUAAAAGAGCAACUUUCCAAGACGCAGGCAAAUUUAUUGGAGAAGGGUCGCGGCGAUGAGUACCUGCAACAGCUCACAAAACUUCACAUUGAGCAUCAAGAGUUGCAGUAUGCCCACCAUCAAAUUCAGGAAAGGCACAAUCGAGAAAUGGCAGAGGCAGACGCUAAAAUAGAAGAACUGCGUGAUAAGAUUGAUGGACUCGAGGAUGAGACGGCGGAGUUGCGGGAGGCAAGCAAACUUCAGAACUCGUACCUAUGGCGACUGCUCAGUGUGGCUUCUGUCGUGUCACGCGGCAAGGCGGUGAAUCCGGAGGAAACGACUGCCACCGUUUGCGGCGCACAGGUUGAUGCUGCAGUUAAAACACUCACAAACUUUGUGCAAACCUCGCUGGAAAAGCCCCCUCUGGCUGCUGAGUCCCUCGAGAUCGUCCAUGCGAGGUCGCAGCGGUGUAAAACACAAGACGAGCACCAAGAGGGAAAUGGUGGAAAAGACGGGGCCAAAAAAGACAACAGCAAGGAUGAUACGGUUCUCCUGAAGCGUAUUGAUGAGCUGCAGCAGCAACUUGUGGCCAAAGAUGCCCAGAGAGACAUCACGGUGGACAGCAAACUGAAGCGCAUGCAAAGUCUUGUGCUGCGCCUUCACACGACGAAUGCGGCACUUACUGAGGAGCUGCUGAAGUCCUGCAAAAUUUGCGAGGAAUUGUUCCGCUUUGUAGACAAGCACCCGAAACUAGCGUUAAAAUUGGCGAAGACGGGUCUUGUGCCCAUGUCCUUUAAAGCGGCCGUUGAUCGAGCUUUGCAGGCCAAAAUUCCAGCAAGGCCGUAUGGCCACAACUGA
Trypanosoma rangeli is the source of this 2598-nucleotide messenger RNA. Its product is annotated as putative kinesin. The record is from RefSeq and is a predicted model, not a curated record. Lineage: Eukaryota; Euglenozoa; Kinetoplastea; Trypanosomatida; Trypanosomatidae. The transcript has a single exon. Gene Ontology annotation, biological process: microtubule-based movement. The coding region runs from base 1 to 2598 and encodes 865 amino acids. Gene Ontology annotation, molecular function: microtubule motor activity; ATP binding; microtubule binding.